AUGGGAGCAACCCCUUUUCACCCCUCCAUCCUCAAGGUUCGGCUGCCGAAACACUUCGACAAGCCAACGGAUAUGAGAUAUGAUGGAACCCAGGACCCUCAGGAACACCUGACGGCCUUUGAGGCCAGGAUGAACCUCGAGGGUAUUGGUGAUGCGGUGAGGUAUCGUGCUUUUUCUGUGACCUUGGCAGGACCGGCAAUUUGGUGGUUCAAUGCGCUUCCUCAAGGGUUCAUUACGACCUUCUCGGACAUAACUCACAGCUUUUUAGCACAGUUCACCACACACAUUGCCAAAGCUAAGCACCCUAUUAACCUUUUAGGGGUCACCCAAAGAGCCGGGGAGCCGACUAGGAAGUUCCUCGAUAGAUUCAACGACGAGUGCCUAGAAAUUGACGGCUUGACCGACUUAGUGGCCAGCCUAUGCCUGAUGAACGAUUUGUUAAAUGAAGACUUCAGAAAGAACCUUACUACCAAGCCCGUGUGGACAAUACAAGACAUCCAGAACGUGGCCAGAGAGUACAUUAAUGAUGAGGAGGUUCGCCAGGUGGUGGUGUCCAAUAAGCGACAACAGGCCAACCCUCCCCCCCGUCAACCCGGGCACGAGGAAAGGUCGAAAGAACCCUCCAAGGACGGAGGAUCAGCUAAACCUUUCAAGCCUUUCCCUCGAGUUGGAAAGUUCUCAAACUAUACCUCUCUUACGGCCCCAAUCGUGGAAGAUUGUUUUGAUCUAAAGGACGCCUUGGAGAAAGCCAUCCGCGAUGGCAAGCUGACUAAGUUUUCCCAGUUCAUAAGGGAGCCUAGGCAAAGGGGGCACGAACGUUUCAAGGAUGAUCAAGACCUGGCCAUGAAGCUGAGACAAGGGGCUAGCGAAUACGUAGACAAUGCCCUCACUGUGGUCAACAUCGUGGUUGGGAGAAACGCGCCCCUCAGAUCAAGGUCCGCUACCAAAAAGGACACCAGAGUCUUGGCCGUAUCAUCAGGGAGCCAUAGGCCCCCGUCCAGGGAACUUCCGAGAAUAUCAUUUGGGCCAGAAGACCAGUGGUUUCAUGACAUCCCGAAAAACCCCCUGUGGUGA
Messenger RNA from Arachis duranensis, 1074 nucleotides. RefSeq lists its product as uncharacterized. Bases 1 to 1074 code for a protein of 357 amino acids. NCBI's taxonomy places the organism in Eukaryota, Viridiplantae, Streptophyta, Magnoliopsida, Fabales, Fabaceae. The record is from RefSeq and is a predicted model, not a curated record. The transcript is spliced from 2 exons.